Stylophora pistillata is the source of this 1011-nucleotide messenger RNA. RefSeq lists its product as uncharacterized. Gene Ontology annotation, biological process: signal transduction. NCBI's taxonomy places the organism in Eukaryota, Metazoa, Cnidaria, Anthozoa, Scleractinia, Pocilloporidae. The record is from RefSeq and is a predicted model, not a curated record. Gene Ontology annotation, cellular component: cell surface.
AUGAUGUGCACAAAAGAAAGUUUGAUGCUUUUCUCAAUUUUAUUCAUCUUCGUCUUCUUUAUACCACGUCAAUCGAUUGCAGAAGCUUCUCUGAUUGGUAACUAUGACAUCAUUAGAUGCUACGAAGUCGACAUCACAUUUCACUAUCAAAUUGAUGGAGGCCUCACAAAAAGCACCAUAACAAACACCAAAGUGCAGUUUUCUUCUCUUUUUCAACUAUUGCCCGGCCUUCUCUCGUCACAACCAGGUUGCAGUGGUGUGGUGGUCACCAGGAAAGAUAUACUCAGCUCUCCGUCGGGAGUGAAAAGUAUUUUUUUUAGAAUUCCAAUGAUAUUCACAGCAUCAACAAAUGUGGCAGAUAGUCAAGUUUCAACAAAGAUUACAGCUUGUAUAAGUACCCUGACGACAACAUACAAGGGAUCCAUCGAGAGCAACACUCCGAGCAUUUCCCAAAAUGGCACCAGCCAUAACAAGUACAAUGUAUCCACCAUAUCAGAUAAGCGAUCCUGCUGUGGCAAGAAUAUACCGCCACCCUGUUGUGCCGUGGGCUCAGUUAAUGUGUCGAGCACUAAAUGUGGUUGUUUGCCAGGCUUCCAUUUUGUUCCUGGCAGUUUAUGUCAGCGUUGUCCUUCAGACACCUAUCAGGACGAACAAGGUCAAAGUUCAUGGAAAAAAUGCCCAGGAGGAAAACAAACAUUUGGAAAAACAGGAAUGACCAGCAAUUCCAGCUGCUUAGUCAAUUUUUUCCGCCUCGGAUGUUUUCAAGACCGUUCUAACCGAACCAUGUCAGAAAAGCUUGGUAACUGGAGGUUUGAUAGCAAUGCAAUUCAGACGUGCGCGCAGGCUACAAAGGGGGCUGGAUACUUAGUGUUUGGAGUGCAGGAUGGUGGAGAGUGCUGGUCAGGACCGUUGGCUCAUGUGACCUACAAAAAGUACGGAACUACGACCCGAUGUGUGAACGGAACUGGUGGGGCCUGGGUACAAGACGUAUACAGAAUCGUUAGUAAGUGA